AAAAAGCCUGUUGUUUAUGUUUUGGUACGUCUUCCAAAUACACACCGUUUUGCAGAGACAGAGGCAGAGAGAGAGAGAGAGAGAGAGAGAGAAGAAGAAACGUAGCAGACGAUCAGUACCGGCACAGCGACCUUCCGUUCAACACCAGAUUCAGAUCGUGGGUUGUUGAACUGAUUCGGUACAGUUUGAAGAAGAAAAAGAAAAGGGGAUCUGGGUUUUUGUUUUUUGUUUUUUUUUUCCUUUUUUUUUGUGAUUGAUCUAUGGCAGCUAAUGUGCCUCCUCCAGGGGCACCAAGACCCAACAAUAAUAACUUCGUACCACCCCCGAAUUACAAUCCUAGUGUUCAGAGACCUCCAGAUUACCUAGCUGAUAAUUUGCAGAAUUUGAAUCUCAAUCGACCGCCUUCCAUGCCCAAUUCUGCACCUAGACCUUCACCUUAUGGCCAGCCACCACCUUUUUCUACAUCAGCUCCUUCCUCUGGGGUCCCUGGUGCAUCCCCACCUUUCUCCCGGCCUGGACCUCCUCCGGGUGCGCUUGUAAGACCUUCAAUGGCUCCUCCAUCAGGACCCUCACAACCCGUAAUACCCCCUCCUGGUGCCCCAGUAAGACCCUAUGGGCCACCUGUUGGCCAGCCUUCACCGUUUGUGUCAAGACCACCUCCUGGGUCUUUGCCCUCUUCGAUGGGUGGUUAUGUAACGCCUGGUUCCGGACCACCUUCUUCUGGUCCUUUCCAGUCAGCAGGUCUAGGAAGUGGACCUGUAGCACCACCAUCACUGCAGCCUGGUGCUCGGCCUAUUUCUCUUUCUUCACCACUGACAACCGGCCAGACUAUACCCUCUUCGAGUGGCCCUGGUGGAUUGAUGAGUAAUGGGCCACCUGCCUUUGCUCCAGGGGCCAUACCAGGUGCUUCCCGUUUCCCUUCAACUGGCAAUGUGCAACAACCAGCUCUUGGACCUCCACAAACAGCAAUGUCAGCUUUGGCUCCUCCUCGAGCUCCAACCAUGCGUAGUCAUCUAGGUGGUACAGUUGUUAGUGCUCCACCAGGUCCUCCCACACAACCUGCAUCACCGUUUUCAGCUCCACCUCAAGGCGUACCACCUCCAGGUUCUCCUUAUGGCUCAGCUCCAUGGCCAAUGCAGCCUGGGCAGAUGGCUCCACCUCCACCAAUUCCUGGUUCUGCACAACCACCAAGAAUGUUUGGAAUGCCACCACCUCCACCUAAUCAAUCCAUGACUACCAUAUCGCCUGCUAUUGGUCAAACAGGAGCACCUAUGGCUGGAUCAACAAAGAUUGAUCCUAAUCAAAUUCCACGGCCCAUGCCAGGAUCCUCAGUUGUUCUGCAUGACACUCGUCAGGGGAAUCAGGCGAAUCCUCCUCCGCCUGCUACAACUGAUUACAUUGUUAGAGACACAGGGAAUUGCAGUCCGCGUUACAUGAGGUGCACUAUCAAUCAGAUACCAUGCACUGGUGAUCUUUUGACAACAUCAGGGAUGCCAUUGGCUUUGUUGGUUCAACCUUUUGCACUUCCUCAUCCAUCUGAGGAACCAAUACACGUUGUGGAUUUUGGCGAAAGCGGUCCUGUUCGGUGUUCUCGUUGCAAAGGCUACAUAAAUCCUUUCAUGAAAUUCAUUGACCAGGGGAGGCGGUUCAUUUGUAACUUGUGUGGAUUUACCGACGACACUCCCCGUGACUACCACUGCAAUCUAGGUCCAGAUGGUAGGCGUAGAGAUGCUGAUGAACGGCCUGAGCUAUGUAGAGGGACAGUUGAAUUUGUUGCCACAAGAGAAUUCAUGGUGCGUGAUCCCAUGCCAGCUGUGUACUUUUUCCUGAUCGAUGUAUCAAUGAAUGCAAUACAAACUGGUGCAACUGCUGCAGCUUGCAGUGCAAUCAAUCAAGUUAUUGCUGAUCUCCCUGAAGGUCCUCAGACAAUUGUGGGAAUUGCAACAUUUGACUUGACAAUCCAUUUUUACAAUUUGAAACGUGCACUACAGCAGCCGCUGAUGCUUAUUGUUCCUGAUGUACAAGAUGUUUAUACACCUCUCCAGACAGAUGUUCUUGUUCCUCUUUCAGAGUGUCGCCAACAUUUGGAGCUAUUGCUGGAAAGCAUUCCAACAAUGUUUCAGAAUAGUAAAACUGCUGAAUCAGCCUUUGGUGCAGCAAUUAAGGCUGCUUUCUUGGCAAUGAAGAGCACUGGCGGGAAGCUUUUGGUAUUUCAGUCAGUCUUGCCGUCAAUUGGCAUUGGUGCUCUUUCUGCAAGAGAAGCUGAAGGGAGAGCUAAUAUAUCUUCAGGGGAUAAGGAGGCCCAUAAAUUACUCCAGCCUGUUGAUAAAACCUUAAAGACUAUGGCUAUUGAAUUUGCCGAAUAUCAGGUCUGUGUUGAUAUAUUUAUCACUACCCAGUCAUAUGUGGACAUUGCUUCCAUCUCUGUUGUCCCUAGAACAACUGGAGGGCAGGUUUAUUAUUAUUACCCUUUCUCAGCUCUUUCUGAUCCUGCAAAGCUCUACAAUGAUCUUAGAUGGAAUGUCACAAGGCCCCAAGGUUUUGAAGCAGUGAUGCGUGUGAGAUGCAGCCAGGGUAUUCAAGUUCAAGAGUACUGUGGAAACUUUUGCAAACGAGUUCCAACAGACGUUGAUCUUCCUGGGAUUGACUGUGACAAAACUAUAAUGGUAACAUUAAAACACGAUGAUAAAUUACAGGAUGGCUCAGAAUGUGCCUUUCAGUGUGCCGUUCUUUACACCACGGUUUUUGGCCAAAGGAGAAUUCGAGUUACAACUUUGUCUCUGCCAUGCACAAGUAUGCUAACUAAUCUAUUUCGCUCGGCUGACUUGGACACCCAAUUCACGUGUUUCUUGAAGCAAGCGGCAAUUGAAAUUCCUUCCAGCCCUCUCUUUCGAGUGAGGGAGCAAGUGACAAAUCUUUGCAUCAAUAGUCUGCUAUCAUACCGUAAAUUUUGUGCUACAGUAUCAUCAUCUGGACAGCUUAUCCUUCCGGAGGCACUUAAGCUUCUGCCUUUGUACACCCUAGCAUUAAUUAAAAGUACGGGUCUACGUACUGAUGGAAAAAUAGAUGAGCGCUCAUUCUGGAUCAAUUAUGUUUCGUCCCUUUCUACACCUCUGGCAGUUCCACUUGUGUAUCCCAGGAUGAUGGCUAUUCACGACCUUGAUUCAAAGGAGGAUGAUGAAUCUCUUAUUCCUCCAGUGAUUCCACUUUCUAGCGAACAUGUGAAUGAGAGGGGAAUUUAUCUUCUUGAGAAUGGUGAGGAUUGUUUAAUAUACAUUGGGAACUCGGUGGAUUCAGAUGUCUUGAGAAAACUGUUUGGCAUUGCCUCUGUUGAUGAAGUGCCUAGUCAGUUUGUGCUGCAGCAGUAUGACAAUCCACUAUCAAAGAAGCUAAAUGAUGUAGUUAAUGAAAUUAGGCGGCAAAGAUGUUCCUACCUCCGCUUAAAAUUGUGCAAGAAAGGAGAUCCCUCAGGAAUGUUAUUCUUCUCAUAUAUGGUAGAAGACCAGAAUCCAGGUGGACCCUCCUAUGUUGAGUUUUUAGUGCAUAUACAUCGGCAAAUCCAGGUGAAAAUGUCAUCGUGAGAGUUUAAAAAAAGCUUUGUUGAGUUUGGUUAGCAAGUUUUGAUCAACUUCCGGCUGGGGCACACACAUUGAAUUCAGAGGAUAGAGCAAUUAGAUACUUACUACGCAUUGCACUCCCUGAUCGCCCCGACUAAUUAUUUAUAUGCGAAGCAGAGCCGAGUUUUGCUUUAGGAGGCUUGUUACUGUUGUUGAUAAUUCAUAUGAUACUGCCUAAUAAAUUCAAAGUUUUUGCUUAUUAUUUUUAUACAAAAAUUCUUGUCCUUCA
Messenger RNA from Ziziphus jujuba (common jujube), 3846 nucleotides. Its product is annotated as protein transport protein SEC24 C. Gene Ontology annotation, biological process: intracellular protein transport; COPII-coated vesicle cargo loading; endoplasmic reticulum to Golgi vesicle-mediated transport. The transcript has 25 exons. Gene Ontology annotation, molecular function: SNARE binding; zinc ion binding. The coding region runs from base 261 to 3581 and encodes 1106 amino acids. The record is from RefSeq and is a predicted model, not a curated record. NCBI's taxonomy places the organism in Eukaryota, Viridiplantae, Streptophyta, Magnoliopsida, Rosales, Rhamnaceae. Gene Ontology annotation, cellular component: endoplasmic reticulum exit site; COPII vesicle coat.